This is a messenger RNA of Paramacrobiotus metropolitanus, 5372 nucleotides long. Its product is annotated as angiotensin-converting enzyme-like. Gene Ontology annotation, molecular function: metallopeptidase activity; peptidyl-dipeptidase activity. Lineage: Eukaryota; Metazoa; Tardigrada; Eutardigrada; Parachela; Macrobiotidae. The transcript is spliced from 29 exons. The coding region runs from base 1157 to 5146 and encodes 1329 amino acids. Gene Ontology annotation, cellular component: plasma membrane. Gene Ontology annotation, biological process: proteolysis. The record is from RefSeq and is a predicted model, not a curated record.
CAGUAGUAUGUUGAAGGUGCUGCUAAUUUACUGCGAAGUCCAUCACUGUCCAUGGAUGGCGGAAAUUUGGAAUCUUUCUUGCUGCUCUUUCUUUUCAAGAACUUCGAAAUAUGCAUCAAAGAACCGUUUGGUACACCGCACUUGAUACUCCGGGUAGAAGUACAAAGAACCGUUUGGUACACCGCACUUGAUACUCCGGGUAGAAGUACACAUUGCAGCAUCUAAGCACGAUUCGCUGGAAGCAAAUAUCGAUUCCAUUAAGAUUUUCAUUGCCGAUAUAUAAAAGUUCCUACUGCAUCCAGAUGAUUGUUCUACAAAUAGCUCAAGACAGACCAUCAAGAGCAACGCGCCGGCGCAACGAAAUUAUAUAGUUUUUUAAAAUCGCAUUUUACGUCGUAUUAGCAGCAACACGACGAGUCUAACAUCUGGACGGCUGCGAACGGAAGUGCUUCCAGCAGAGCCAGUGUAAUCCAUUGCGUACCCUUUUUUGUAUCGCUGUAGUGGUCAGCGUGUGCCUACAUUGAUUAUACUGUGGCUGUCGCAGGCGGCGCCAUGAGAAAGAAACAAUCAAGAAUAGUCGAACGAACAAAAUUUCUACUUAAGCAAAAAUUAAUAUGAACCGUACGUGGUUCGGCGAACAUAUUGUUUUUAAUGUUGGAUGGUCAUCCAGCAUUAUCUUUCAACGGGUGUUCGAUUGACUCGGAUGAUUAAUCGAUCUGCGAUCUCUUUGACAAUGAGAUUUAUGUUUAACUUUAUCAGCCCAGCAUUUCCUGCUUUUCUGGGCAGAGAUGGAUCAUGGAUGGCAUUUAUUCUUCUGAGCAAACUUUUACUUCGGUAAAGAUGUCCCCGCCUGUUUUGGCUUGCAAAACUGAACUGCUUAUGAAGCUAUCAUUGCUCAUCUACACUCUACAGAGUAGGAUGGGACUGAACAAUACACGGCGAUAACUGCGGCCUUAUCAGAUGCGAUUUACGUUCGAAAACUUAUCACACCUUUAACGCAGUGUCAUUGCAAGACUGCAACAGCAGCUUAACCAAAAAUCAGUCUACCGGAGAGGAGCACUGGUCAUCUGUCACUUCACUGUAGACUUGUCCCUUAUUUGGUCCUGGGUUGCAUGGUCGCAUUUAAGGAGUUUUCUGAUCGAGAUUCGGAAGUUUUAUGAAAGGAGCGGAAAUGACUACGUUUGCCGCACUGUUUGUUCUCGCUCUUGUCGGCUCAGCUACGGCCGCAGAGACCGAGGAAUCCUUCAGAAACUGGGUUCAUAAUGUGUAUGAUGUGGGAAUCAGUGCGCAUAUGGCCGCAGAAGUGGAAGCCAGUUGGAAUUAUGAAACCAAUAUCACAGACCACAACCAAGAAAUUAUGGUGGCUGCAUCUUCCCAAACCGCCAACUAUUCACAGUCUAUGUCGCAGUAUAUGAAAAGCACAUUCCAGCAUGUAAAGCCGGAGGACCCUUUACUUCAGCGCUUUUAUCGGAAGUUAGCGAUGAUCGGGGACGCGGCUUUGCCCGCUGAGCAGUAUGAAGAGCUGGCGAGGUUAAAGGCAAACAUGAGCCAAAUAUACUCUACCGCAAAAGUCUGUCGAUCGCCUCAAACGCCGCUUGCCAGUUGUAAACAAGAAGAACUUCUGGAUCUCGAACCGGGUAUUACUCGAGAAUUCGACAAUCCAGACACGCCGGAACAUAUACUGGCUCAUCUGUGGAAUGAAUGGCGCGAGCAAAGCGGCAAAAAGAUGCGAGACCAGUUUAUACGCUAUGUUGAACUUAAAAACGAAGCCGCUUGGAUUAACGGCUUCGAAAAAAAUAACGGCUUGGUCUGGAGAGCACCAUACGUCGAACCGCAAUUUAAUUAUACUGAUGCAGAUUUUGUCAACGAGGUCAAACGACUGUACGAUGAAGUCAAGCCUUUGUAUCAACAGCUCCAUGCCUACGUUCGAUCAAAGCUCGCACAGAAGCACGGACCAAUACGAUCUUUACAUGAUCCAUUGGGACCAAUUCCGGCACAUCUGUUAGGUAACAUGUGGGCACAAUCUUGGUUGGGUACCCUUGGCUUUACUCAGCUGUAUCCGGAAUUGCCUAAACUCGACGUAACCGAGGAAAUGAAGCGCCAAAAUUAUACUGCCCGCAAAAUGUUUGAAAUCUCCGACAAGUUUUUCACGGACCUUAACCUGACAGCAAUGCCUCCUUCAUUUUGGGACGAUUCGAUGAUUGAAAAGCCUGCUGACGGGCGCGACGUUACGUGCCAUGCUUCGGCUUGGGAUUUCUACAAUGCCAAAGAUUUCCGGAUUAAGCAGUGCACGGAUAUUACAAUGCAGGAUCUCUUCACUGUUCACCAUGAAAUGGGCCAUGUCGAAUACUUCCUGCAGUACAAGCAUCAGCUUGUGACUUUCCGCGAUGGGGCCAACGAUGGGUUCCACGAAGCAAUUGGAGACGUGUUAGCACUAAGUGUGUCCACUCCUGACCACUUGAAAAAGAUUGGACUUUUGGCUAACGACACCACGCGCGCUAACCGAAUGGAAAAUGACCUCAACUUCCAGUUUUCUACGGCUUUGGAAAAAAUAGCCUUUUUACCUUUCGGGCUCAUGCUUGAUAUGUAUCGGUAUGACGUCUUUGCCGGUAUCAUUAAGCCGGAAGAACUCAACGCCAAGUGGUGGGAAUACGUGGUCAACUAUCAAGGUAUUUGCGCGCCAAGUCCACCGCGAGGUGAAGAGUAUUUUGAUGCUGGCGCUAAAUUUCAUGUUCCCGCUGACGUCCCGUACAUGAGAUACUUCGUUAGUUUUAUUAUCCAGUUCCAGUUCCACAAAGCCCUAUGCGAAAAAGCUGGUCAUACUGGGCCUUUGUACACUUGCGACAUUGAUGGCAGUAAAGAAGCCGGAAAGGCAGUGGCCGAUGCUUUGAAACUGGGAUCUACCCAACCAUGGCAGGAAGCUAUGCGCAUACUGACCGGCAGCACUAUUAUGGAUGCGCGGCCACUUCUGGAAUUUUUCGAGCCUCUUUACAGGAAGCUCCAGGAACUGAAUAAGAAUAACCAAGUGGGAUGGAAAAAUCAGCCAUUCUGCGAGAGCGGCGCAUCUGACACCUUCAAAGCUUACGUGUAUACUGACUACAAUCCACGUGCGCAAGAAGUGACCUUUGCAUCGGUUGAGGCAUCGUGGAAUUACAAUACCAACAUCACGGAUUACAACAGAGAAAUCAUGAACGCUAAAGCCGAAGCGAGUGCGAAAUUCGACCAAGAUGAAGCGCGAAGAAUCAAACAAGAAUUUUCCAACGUUACCCAAACAGGAGAUUUCACCAGCAAGCGGCUUUAUGACAAAUUGACCAAACUUGGUGAUGCUGGUCUACCGAGUGAUAAGUUCACCGAACUUCAGUAUCUCGGAACCAACAUGACGGAGAUCUAUUCGACCGCAUUGGUCUGCCGCAACCAGAGCAUUACCAAUAUCCAAGAGUGCCCUAAAGAGCAGCAGAUGGCUCUGGAACCCCAUAUCACUCAAGAGUUGUCUACAAGUCGGGAUCCGGAUUUUCUUCUGUACUUGUGGAAGGCUUGGAGAGAUGCCAGUGGCAAGAAAAUGCGCCCGUUCUACGAACGAUAUGUUGUCCUGAAAAAUGAAGCCGCGGUAUUGGAUGAGUACGCUAAUAAUGCUGAAGCCUGGAGGUCACCUUAUGUCGAGCCCAGCCUGAAUUAUAACGACACCAAGUUCUUGGAAGACAUUGAUCGUGUCUGGAUUCAACUGGAACCGUUGUAUAAAACUCUGCAUACGUUUGUGCGUCGCAAGUUAUGGCAGCAAUAUCCUACGGCUAAAAUUAAUCCACGUGGUCCCAUUCCCGCCCAUCUCUUAGGUAAUAUGUGGGCGCAGACAUGGGGCGCCAUCCAAAACUUUACCCAACUGUACCCCAACAAAGAGCCACUAGAUGUCACUCAAGCCAUGGCUGACCAAGGCUACACUCCUCGCUAUAUGUUCAAUGUAUCCGAUAAAUUCUUCACCGAUUUGGGCUUGGAACCAAUGCCUCAGAGAUUCUGGGAUUAUUCUAUGUUGGAAAAGCCAGAAGGUCGCAAUGUAACCUGCCACGCGUCGGCUUGGGAUUUCUACAAUCAACAGGAUUUCCGUAUAAAACAGUGUACUGCCGUUACGAUGGACGAUUUCAUCACCGUACACCACGAGAUGGGACACGUUGAAUACUACCUACAGUAUAAACACCUCCCAACUCCAUUCCGUCGAGGAGCCAAUGACGGAUUCCACGAAGCUGUUGGUGAUGUACUAUCACUGAGUGUUUCCACACCGGCACAUUUGAAGAAGAUUGGUCUGCUUCCCCCCAACACUCCAACGAAUGAUAACCAGCUGGAUCUUAAUUUCAUGUACUCCACUGCUUUGGAAAAGAUUGCAUUCUUGCCCUUCGGUUUAAUGAUGGAUAUGUAUCGAUACGACAUUUUUAGCGGCAAAAUCACAUCACUGAAUUAUAAUACGAAGUGGUGGGACUACCGGCUGAAAUACCAAGGCAUCUGUGCCCCAGUUAAUCGAUCGGAGGGUGAUUUCGAUCCUGGUGCGAAAUAUCACAUUCCUGCGGAUGUCCCUUACAUGCGGUAUUUCGUCAGCUUUGUCAUCCAGUUCCAGUUUCACAAGGCACUGUGUGCGGCUGCUAACCAUACGGGACCGCUUUAUCAGUGCGAUAUCGACGGUAACAAAAAUGCCGGUAAACUUUUGGGGGAUGCGUUGAAAAUGGGUUCAUCUAUGCCGUGGCAGGACGUUAUGGAAACAAUUACCGGAAGCAGAGAAAUCGAUGCCAGACCACUCAUUGAGUUCUUCGAACCUUUGACACGGCAUUUGCAGGCCAUCAACGAUGCCAACCAAGACCAAGCUGGAUGGAGCGAAGACCCGAUAUGCGUACCCUUCGAUGGGACAUAUCCCGCAGACCAAACCACAACAACGACCACAUCCAUACCAACUACACCGAUGGUCACCAGCACAGCAGUGCCUGUUGGUAGUACAACAACAUCGCCUGUUGUGGGUAGCAAUACAACACAACCGAUUGGAUUGCCUACAACAACAGUUGCGACAGGAACGGAUCCUACGCCAGGUGGCGGCGUAUCAUCGGUUGUUCCAUCGUUACUAGCUCUAUUGGUCCUCACAUGGAUCGCCAUGGCGAAUCAGUUUUAAUAAUUUUUAAGUUUGUCGCGGUCAAGUUGACCUCCGAUAUUUUCGUGAUAGUUCCUUUCUGUACAGUUUAUUUUGUUAAGUGUGGUGAAGUUUGGCAACUAGCUUAAUUAUCUCAGAGUUUCUAUUCGUUGAGUUUUACUCUUUUUUUUGUCAUAUAUUGUGCUGACGCUCUAAUACUGGUAAACAUGAUAUCAAAAGAAGGACGUCAAAAGGUGAAGUCGAAGAA